UGCUAAAUGGUUUUGGAACAUCGAAUUUGUAAAAAUGAGUCAAAACAUAGACGAUUGUAGUGCAAACAACCCUCAUGUUGGUACCAUUUACAAUUCUGAAAGCGUUCCGGAAUUGCUUAUAAGUAAUAUAAAACUCUUAGAAGAACGUCUUAGGCGUUACGAAAAUGAAGCAGGUCAAAAUAGUAACAGAGUUUCUUAUUUACGGAAAAACAGAGAAAAUGAUGUAUCAAAUGCAAUUAUUAAUAUUGAAGAUUCAAUGAAUGUUGAUCUUUGUUUCGUUCUGGAUUGUACAGGCUCUAUGUCUCGUCAUAUUGAAGCAGCGAAAGAGCAUAUAUUAAAAGUGGCUAGUUACAUAGACAGCAAUAAUUCAAAUAUCGGAUUCUGGGUUGGUUUCUGUGGUUAUCGUGAUCACUUGAAUUGUAAUGAUCGCUUACAAAAUUUUGAUUUUACUAGCUCUCUCGAGAAAUUUAAAACGUAUAUAACAAAUAAAGUGGUGGCUAUAGGAAACAAUGAUGACCCAGAAGAUGUCUUAGGCGGUCUUAAUGCUGCAAUAACUGAGAUGACGUGGUGUAAUACUACUCGUGUUCUCAUUCAUAUAGGCGAUGCGCCACCACAUGGUCGUCGUUUUACAAACUUAGAUGAUGAAUAUCCAAAUGGUGACCCAAAUGGUCUAGCUGCAGAAAGUAUGCUAAAGAUCAUGCAACUAAAAAACAUUUUAUACUACUUUGGAAAAAUUAAUGAUUCUACUGAUGUUAUGCUUAAUGUAUUUCGCGAAAUAAUUGGAAAGUUUCUUAUAUUUGAUCUUAUGACUACAGGAUAUAAUCCUGAGCAUAUACUCUUUACAACGAAAAAACUUAAGACUAAUCCACAUGAACCUGAUUGGACUACUCAUCCAGAGAAAACAGGAAAACUUUUAUGUUAUAUUCUACCUAAAACUCUGGCUGAAGUUAAAGAUGAAUAUUAUUUUAUUAAUUCAAGCUUUACUGAACGAGAUAUAUCUUUUAAACUUGCAUCGCAACCAUUCUCCAUCGGCGCUGAACGAUAUGCUUAUUUCGCACUUGAUACAAGCCUUGGACGAGCCAAUAAAUUAGUUGCAAAAAAGUUUCACGAUAUUAAAAUAAACUCAAUAGAAAUGUAUUUAGAAUCAGUGGAAAUCUCUAAUAUUGCUUAUUUUUUUUCAACAAAAUUCAAUAUAGCCACAGAACGGGUCGGUGUUAAUAAAAAAGUUACGUUUGUUGAUGUAAAAGUCUUAUACGAUAAAACAGAUAAUACUUACUACUCUGUAAAAAAAUAUAUUAAUAAUGCAGAAUUUAAAAAAUUUAACGUGAAUAGUGGUCUAAUUACGGAAUUUCAUCCAAUACUCGAGGCAUUUGCUCAUUUCACGUAUCAAUAUUCUGAAGGAUAUUUGGUGGUUUAUGACUUACAAGGCGCCGAUCUCGAUAGUGAGUUUUUGUUAACAGAUCCAGUUAUACAUUGUGUUGAUUUAUUAAGAUUUGGAAUAACAAAUUUAGGAAAGGGUGGAAUUCAAAAAUGUUUUUUGGCAAAACAUAAAUGCAAUGAUAUUU
This is a messenger RNA of Racocetra persica, 1565 nucleotides long. The record is from the annotation of a GenBank genome assembly. Lineage: Eukaryota; Fungi; Glomeromycota; Glomeromycetes; Diversisporales; Gigasporaceae.